Messenger RNA from Salvia splendens (bonfire salvia), 1132 nucleotides. RefSeq names its product telomere repeat-binding factor 4-like. Bases 140 to 979 code for a protein of 279 amino acids. The transcript has 6 exons. Gene Ontology annotation, biological process: nucleosome assembly. Gene Ontology annotation, cellular component: nucleosome. The record is from RefSeq and is a predicted model, not a curated record. Lineage: Eukaryota; Viridiplantae; Streptophyta; Magnoliopsida; Lamiales; Lamiaceae. Gene Ontology annotation, molecular function: double-stranded telomeric DNA binding.
UAGAAAAAGGAAUGAAAAAACAGUGUGUAUCAAAAUUGGGCAAAAGCUUCUACAUUUCGGAGGCGGCCACACCUUAUCACUGCUAGUAUACCGCCACCGCAACCCCCAUCCCUUCCCUUCUUUGCCGUUGAGCUGUCGAAUGGGCAAUCCAAAGCAGAAGUGGACCUCCGAGGAGGAGGAAGCGCUGCGCGCCGGGAUCGCCAAGCACGGCGCCGGAAAGUGGAAAAAUAUUCAGCGUGACCCCGAAUUCAACCACCUCCUCUUCUCUCGCUCCAACAUUGACCUCAAGGAUAAAUGGCGGAACUUGAGUGUAGCGAAUGGCCAAGGGCCUAGAGAUAAAUCAAAGACACCAAAGACAAAGGCGGAUCCUGCUGAAGCCCCUGCAACUCCACUCCCCAUUGCACAGACCACUGCAUCUGUUCCAUCUUGUCAGGAUGCGUCAACUGAUGUAGUCAUGUUAGAUUCUUCAAGGCCCUUACCUGAUGGAAAUAAUGCUUCCAAGUAUAAUUCAAUGAUAUUUGAAGCAUUGUCUACUCUUCAAGAGCCAAAUGGUUCAGAUUCUGGUGCAAUCGCUAAUUAUAUUGAGCAAAGGCAGGAAGUACCACAAAAUUUCAAGAGGGCACUGAGUUCUAGAUUGAGGAGGCUUGUGCAGCAAGAUAAACUUGAAAAGGUUCAGAAUAAUUGCUACAGAAUAAAAAGUAAAACAGAGUUAGACACAAGAAUCCCCAUAGCAAGACCGAAAGAACUGCAGCCCAGACAAGUCCAGAGCAUUGGUUAUCUAGGCAACACAGUCGAGGAAACAGCUGUGUCUGCUGCUUAUAAAAUCGCAGAAGCUGAAAACAAAUCAUUUGUUGCUGCUGAAGCAGUGAAAGAGGCGGAAAGGGUUUCCAUGAUGGCCGAGGACAUGGAAUCACUCCUCCAGUUUGCUACAGAUUGUCACGACCAAAGUGUGCGAGGCGAUAUUGUUCUGAUGGCAUAGGAUCUAUCUACAGUAGAGAAAUAUCGAUAACCUUAUUUCAGAAACGUGUAAAUAACUAAGCAGUUGCUGUAUUUUUGUAGACGAACUAUGCGUGUAAUUGCUGUACUACUAUAACUUAAUUCAUUUACCAGUAAUGAAAAGAUUCUUCAAGCU